AUGUUUACGGCACGAAAAAGACUAUCACGUUUAAAUCAACGAUUGUCGCAUGCAUACCGUCGACAAUUAGCUUUACAUACUGUAAUUGAUGUUUUCAAUUACGCAGGUGCUGAUGUUUCCAUACCUGUGUCAUCCUCAUCAUUAUCGACUACAUACAAUAUUCCAUCUCCAUCUUCGUUAUUACUUCCAUCGACAUCGCCAAUAGCACCAAUUGUUUUAGGACGCAAUACCCAGGCAGACAAACUUUUGAGAAAACGCGUGUACACACCGUAA
This is a messenger RNA of Rotaria sp. Silwood2, 273 nucleotides long. NCBI's taxonomy places the organism in Eukaryota, Metazoa, Rotifera, Eurotatoria, Philodinida, Philodinidae. The record is from the annotation of a GenBank genome assembly.